AUGUAUUAUUAUAGAAUGGAAGUAAUCAGGCUCCUAAUUGUUUUAAUUCUUUUCAAGGGGGCUUUUGGCAAACUCACCAACCAUUCAUCGCAGGAUAUUUUGCAGUCUAAUGAAACCGGGAAAAGAGAAACUGUAACGGUCAAGGAGAGUAAUUCAGAGGAAAGAUGUGAGUUAGAUAAUGAACGCACUAUAGAUUGGCAGUUUAAGAAUUACAUGGAUAAAUUUGCCAAUUCUGAAUCUGGUAAAUUUCUCAAGGAUUUGAUUUCAAAGGACUCGGUCUCCAAACUAUCAACACCAAUCAGCAAUUUACUUGAAAGCGUUGAUAAGGGACAUGUCGAGAGACUUAAUCAGAUCCCAAAAGAGCCUUACGACAAGACUUGGAACCUAGUAAGCCUGGGUGUUUCUGGCUUAUAUGCUAUCGUUUUGGGUUAUUUUACUGUUUUCAGUCCACUUUCCAGCUACACUACCAUGGCUAUAAGUUCUUUCGUCUUGUGUUCAAUUGUUGUUGGACUUUGCCAUGACCUAGUUCCUCUAUGGAUGGCAGCCUUAGUUAGUGUUAUAGGAGAUAUUGUGGUUUUCAUCCUACUAACCUUCCUCGAUAAUGUAAAAAGAAGACAAAUUAGUGUUCUUUCAAUUUGCAUGGUAUUUUCUAAAAUGGUCUAUGAUGUACAUGCUGUAAUUCCAGUUGAAUAUAUUAGUCCUUCAUUUAGUGGAAUUUCUGGAAUCAUAGUCAACUUUGUUUUCCGAUCAAAUAGCUUCAUUUUUCUAAGGCUUACUUACUUAUUUUGCCUAAUUCUCAUCACUUGCACUCUUUUCAUUAGGCUUCCAACUUAUGUUGCUGGAGAACCAAUGGAAUUGGAGGAAAUUGAUUCCGGAGCAACAAUCAUGAAAAAACUAAUUUGCUUCGUUUCAUCUCUUCCUGCUGCUGGGUUCUGUACUCAGGUUUAUUCAGGGUUAAGAAAAACUCCCAAUCCACUAGGCCCAUUUACGUUUUUUAUUAUCCCAACCAAAUUCAGGCUAAAUGAACUGGAAUCUUACAUGAGCGUUACAUUUUGGGCAAUUUUUGGCGUUGUUUAUUACAACUUAAUUAAAAAUUCGACAGAAAACAACUUAACUACUCAUCCCAAAAAGAGAAGAUCAUGGAGAGCUUAUACCAGAACGAUUUCUAGAAUAUAG
Molecule: messenger RNA, 1176 nt
Organism: Theileria annulata
Lineage: Eukaryota; Apicomplexa; Aconoidasida; Piroplasmida; Theileriidae
Exons: 8
Coding region: 1-1176 (391 amino acids)
Source: RefSeq, a predicted model, not a curated record